UACAUAGAAAGGGUUCGUCUACUUUUUUUAUCUCUACAAGCACAGAGAUUUCUUGCUUUUGGCUAUGGCGGAGAAGCGCGUCUUGUUUGUGUGCACCUCGUGCGAUCGCUUUAAGGCGGUGGACGAGAAGACCGGGCUUUGGGCCGAGGAACUGGCAGCACCGUACUACGAGUUCAUCGAACAAGGCGCCAAGUGUGAUGUUGCAAGCAUCAAAGGAGGCGCCAUUCCAUUGGAUCCAAACAGUCUUGCGGAGAACUACACCACUGAUCAUGUCAAGCGCUUUCAUCAAAACGAGCAUGGCCUGAAAGACAAACUGGAGAAGUCGAUCGCGAUCAAAGAUGCUGCCGACACGUACGAUGCGAUCUUCCUGCCAGGAGGACAUGGAGUGUGCUUCGACUUUGCCGAGAACGCGGAGCUCAUAGCGCUGGUUGAAAAGUUUUGGGCCGAUGGCAAGAUCGUCGCUGCAGUGUGCCACGGUCCAGUCGGCCUUUGUGGCCCGCUCACUCCAGACGGUGAUCCCAUCGUCAAGGGAAAGAAGGUGACUGGUUUCAGUAACUCGGAGGAAGCCGCGGUUGGAAAGACUGACAAAGUUCCAUACCUCCUCGAGGACAAGCUCAAGAAGCUGGGAGGACGCUACGAAUCUGGCUCAGACUGGACACCUUACGCCGUGGCUGAUGGGAGACUGAUCACGGGUCAGAAUCCACAGAGCUCUCUCAAGACGGCCCAGCUCGUCGUGGAAGCUUUCCAAAACUGCAGGCUUUCUUACUAGAAAAAAGGAAACGGAUGGAUUAGUAAGAGUGAAAGGAAUAACAGUUUACCGUGUUUCCAAGCAAACUUC
This is a messenger RNA of Selaginella moellendorffii, 838 nucleotides long. RefSeq names its product glutathione-independent glyoxalase HSP31. The coding region runs from base 65 to 769 and encodes 234 amino acids. The transcript has 7 exons. The record is from RefSeq and is a predicted model, not a curated record. Lineage: Eukaryota; Viridiplantae; Streptophyta; Lycopodiopsida; Selaginellales; Selaginellaceae.